GUAAUUUCAGUUUUAUAGUGAAAGUUUACUAGUCGGGUCAGUUUAUAAAUUUUUUUUUUCGAAUUUGGAAAAGAAAAAUGAAUCUCAUCUCAAUUGAGGAAGUUCGGAAAAAUAAUGGACAGAAUGGUUCAAAAAUUUGGGUUGUUCUUCAUAAAAAUGUCUACGAUUUGACUCAAUAUAUAAAAGAACAUCCUGGAGGUGAUGAAUUAAUUAUGGAAUUUGCGGGUAAGGACGGGACAAAGGGUUUUAAUGAUUUUGGUCAUACUUCGGAUGCCAGAACGUACAUGAAAAAAUUUAAAAUCGGGGAAUUAGCGGAGGAUUGUUGUAAACAGAGUAAAAAAUCGAGUAAAACAGAAGAAAUAACAAGAAAUAACGCAGAGAGAAAUCGAAGGUCAAUCUUAACGAAACUUUGGCUGUGUUCAUAAAUAAAUUUAUUUAUUAAAAUAAAUUUUAUUUAUUUUAACGUUUUUAAGAAAUAGAAAUAUUUAUUGUCAUCGUCAGGAACGAGGGAAAUUCUUUUUCGGGAGUUUAAAAACCAAGUGAUUUUUCUGAGAAAGGAACUUUAUCGAAACUAUAGACACUAUUUAUUUUAAUUUAGUGCUUAAGGACUGUUUAUAAAUAUAGUUUUAUGUAUUUUAAUAAAAUAAUUAUUUACCAAAAA
This is a messenger RNA of Leptopilina heterotoma, 661 nucleotides long. Its product is annotated as cytochrome b5-like. Gene Ontology annotation, cellular component: membrane; intracellular membrane-bounded organelle. Gene Ontology annotation, molecular function: heme binding. The transcript is spliced from 4 exons. The coding region runs from base 78 to 425 and encodes 115 amino acids. NCBI's taxonomy places the organism in Eukaryota, Metazoa, Arthropoda, Insecta, Hymenoptera, Figitidae. The record is from RefSeq and is a predicted model, not a curated record.